AACGCAAAGAGAUUCGAAAUUUCUUUUCUUUCGUCUCUUCACUCCCGGUAGUCGAAAUGGAAGAGAAGAUGAUUGGACCGGGUACUCUGCAAUUCGGACUUGUAGACUCGGCAGCAGUUGAGCGGAUCACGAUCCUUGUAAUACGCGAUUCCAAGUAUUGAAAAACGACACCGUGUUGCCUGGUUAAGGGGUUUUUUUUGGGUUAUAAAGCCAUUAUCGUCUCCAUUAUUCCAUUCUUAUUCGUUUAGCUUCCAAACCAGAGAAAAAAGAGAGCUUUUUCAACAGGGAAACGAUGCCGUACUACUCAAGAAGCGAGGACGACGUCAACGAGUUCGACGAUUACGAUCCCACCCCCUAUGGUGGCGGUUACGACAUUGUUCUCACCUAUGGUCGCCCGAUUCGGCCAACUGAGGACACCUGUUACCCCAAUUCCUCUUCUGAUGACUUUGAUUACAAUCGUCCCCAGUACUCGUCCUCUGCCGAACCCUCUGCCUAUGCUGAUGAGGCUCUCCAGACUGAGUACAGCAGCUAUGCUCGCCCUAAACCCCGACCUGCUCCCGGUUUUGUUCCAGGUGGGGGAGGAGGAUAUGGAGGGUCUAGGCCAGAGCCUGCUUAUGGGUUUGAACCUGGUAUGAAUAGGCCUGGAUAUGGAUCUGGGUCAGCUGGCGGGACUGGAUAUGGCCGGAGGCCUGAGUCUGAGGAGCCCGGAUCAGAGUAUGGAUCUGGGUAUGGUCGUAAGGCCGAGUUUGGGGCCCCUGAAUCAGAAUAUGAAUCCGGUUAUGGCCGGAAACCUGAGCAAGAUUACGGAUCUGGUUAUGGCGGGAGGACUGAAUCCGAGUACGGAUCAGGCUAUGGGGGGAGGAAGGAACCCGAGUACGGAUCAGGUUAUGGCGGGAGGAAGGAACCCGAGUACGGUUCAGGUUACGGAGGAAGGACUGAGCCCGAAUAUGGAAGUGGCUAUGGCGGAAGGACUGAAUCCCAGUAUGGCUCGGGAUAUGGCGGGAAAACCGAGUCCGGAUAUGGAGAAAGUACCGAGUAUGAGGGUAGGAGGUCAGAGUCUGGGUAUGGCCGUAAGCAGGGAUAUGGGGAGGAGCAGCAAAGUGGGUAUGGCUAUGGAGGAGAAAGAACUGAGUAUGAGAAGCCAAGCCAUGGAAGGACUGAAUAUGAGAGGACUGGCCAUGGAGGAGAUGAACCCCCAAGAAGGCAGAUCCGUGAAAGCGAGGAAGGAGGCUAUGGAAGGCGGAGUGAUGGAAAAUCUGAGGACUACAGGAAACCCUCUUAUGGUAGGCGUGAUGAAGAUGAUGAUGAUAGUCCAAAGUAUGGCCGCAAGAAACAUGGGGAUGAUAGCUCUAAUGAUGAUGAGGAUGAGGAGAAAAAGAAACAUCGCUAUAAACACCACCACCACAAGCACAAGCACCAUGAUGACGAAUGAAAGAAAUGCAGCGUAUGCGAGUGGAAUUCAUGCUAUAUACUAAAUAAAUGUUUUGAUGCAUGCAUUCCUUUGCUGGUACUGUAUUUUGAGUUCUGAACCUUGAAGUCAUACAUACUUGUUAAGCUAAAGUAUGUAUUGAUCUGUGAUCUUGUUCUCCUUAAAUAAACUCCCAAUGUAUUUGGGUUGGUAUGUCAUAUGUUUCUGUGGUAUUUUCCUCUUUAAUGAUAUCCCAGUAUAUUUGGGUUGGUGUUGGUGCGUCUC
Tripterygium wilfordii is the source of this 1693-nucleotide messenger RNA. RefSeq lists its product as uncharacterized. The transcript is spliced from 2 exons. Lineage: Eukaryota; Viridiplantae; Streptophyta; Magnoliopsida; Celastrales; Celastraceae. The record is from RefSeq and is a predicted model, not a curated record. Gene Ontology annotation, molecular function: phosphatidic acid binding. The coding region runs from base 293 to 1432 and encodes 379 amino acids.